Messenger RNA from Bipolaris victoriae FI3, 267 nucleotides. RefSeq lists its product as hypothetical. NCBI's taxonomy places the organism in Eukaryota, Fungi, Ascomycota, Dothideomycetes, Pleosporales, Pleosporaceae. The transcript has a single exon. The record is from RefSeq and is a predicted model, not a curated record. Bases 1 to 267 code for a protein of 88 amino acids.
AUGAAUACACAUAGGACUGGCAACGUUCCACGGUUCAUCCUAGGUUACCUUGUCAUUCAGGCGCGUCGUGCACGUACCACAUACUACGUCAACCGACUCCAACCACCCUAUACACGAAUCAGUGCCGACUUUUUUUGUCAAAGUACUUCGCUGGACAAACCUCUGAAAGGGCAAUACUUACCAACUCAGCGCCGUAAUCAUCACAGUACGAGCCGUUUGAAAGCGACAGUAUCCAGGAUAGUAACAAAGGAACCAAUGCGCCUCUAA